Molecule: messenger RNA, 1338 nt
Organism: Trichosporon asahii var. asahii CBS 2479
Lineage: Eukaryota; Fungi; Basidiomycota; Tremellomycetes; Trichosporonales; Trichosporonaceae
Exons: 2
Coding region: 1-1338 (445 amino acids)
Source: RefSeq, a predicted model, not a curated record
AUGGGCAACUCUGCGAUCUCCCAUUACGCCAAGACAAUGGGGCCGAAAAAGUGCAUUCGGAAGGAGGGUCCUCAGCAGGGCUUGUUCUACUACACGUGUGCGCGUGAGCAGAGUCGUUGCGUGUACUGGGUGUGGGAGAAUCCGGGACUCGCAAGAGAACGAGGGCCUUCCGCCCAGUCGCAUCCACAGGCACCGAGAACGACUACAAUACCGCUCAACGCGACUGCCGCUACGGCCGAGGGGAACACGCCAGCGAAGUCUCCACCAACCACGAAAACAACGAAAGGGCCUCCGCCCGUAGAACGCACUGAGGAGGAGAAGAGACAGAUCCGAGCAUUGAGGAAGCGGAGGAAGGCGGAGAACAAGAGGAAGCGGAAGGAGCUACAGAAGAAGGAGCUCGAGAGAGCUAGGCGGGAACAGGAACGACUGGACUCGGGGGCCGGGACGGAAGAGCGGUACGCGUCAGAAGGGGAGAAAGCAGCGGCCAUGCCGAUGAAGGAGAUCGCACAAACCACUGCGGCGAUGCGGGCAAGAGCAACCGCCGGCGCUGUUGACCCCCAGCCCGGACAAGACUCAACAGCCGAACCGACAGCACAGGAAGCCGGGACGGAGCAAGAUGCUUCAGAUUCUACGUCUGCCCGCGAAUCAGAACACUUCUCGCACUUAUCAUCAACCCAACAACCUCAUGAACGAGCUUCCAUGGACCUCGUUCAGGACACCGCCCGGCCGUUGAGGAGUGGUCCGCCGUCUGCAUCACCCGGGCGAUCUCUCGAGCCGGCGCAAGCGAUGUCUCCUCCCUAUCCCCCAAUCGCUCAUUCGACCACUGCAGCUUUGAGGGCGAGGGCGACGGGCGGUGGUGUUGAGUCGGAGGAGCCGGUGGUGAAUGGAGCCUCGCGCAAACGCAAGCAGCCCGAUGCGUCUCCCUCACGAUCGACGGCCUCUUGCACCGUAGCCACAGAGCAGCUCUCGUCCACGGUUGCUGGAUCCGCCCGCGCUUCUGCGCCGCCUCCCAAGCGCCGCCAGCUGGAUCUUGAAACGGAGAUCCGCCUCGUCAAGUCGCUGUACGGCGUAGUAGACUCGCCAGCAAACGGUCACACGCAUACGAACGGCCAUGUGCACGCUAGCGUCGCACCAGCCGUCGCAUCUCCGCGUGACGGGCAAAUCGCCGCUUUCCAGUCCUGCUUGCGCUUCAUGGAGGCGGAAUACUUGUCAAUGGAGAAGGAACGGGACGCACUGAGGCGUGAGCGUGAUGCGAUGCGCAAGGAACGGGAGGACCUGGCGUCGGAGAACACCGCCCUGCGCGUGCACCUAGCCGCGAUGGGGGUGAUGCCCGAGUAG